Scatophagus argus is the source of this 935-nucleotide messenger RNA. It is a transcript of the gene psmb4, whose product is annotated as proteasome 20S subunit beta 4. The record is from RefSeq and is a predicted model, not a curated record. The coding region runs from base 41 to 814 and encodes 257 amino acids. The transcript is spliced from 8 exons. Gene Ontology annotation, cellular component: proteasome core complex. NCBI's taxonomy places the organism in Eukaryota, Metazoa, Chordata, Actinopteri, Scatophagidae.
GGCACAAAGACUGUGGCGUCACUUCCUCCACAUAUUCAACAUGGAGCCGUCGGGUUUGAAGCUGAGUUUCUGGGAGAAUGGACCCAAGCCCGGGCAGUUUUAUUCUUUCCCCGGUGGCGGCAGCAGCAGCAGCAGCGGCGGGCCGGUCAGACACACACUGAACCCCAUGGUAACCGGCACGUCGGUGCUCGGUGUGAAGUUCACCGGCGGCGUCAUCAUCGCCGCAGACAUGUUGGGCUCGUACGGCUCUCUGGCUCGCUUCAGGAACAUCUCGCGCCUCAUGAAGGUGAACAACAACACCAUCCUGGGGGCUUCAGGAGACUACGCUGACUACCAGUACCUCAAACAGGUCAUCGAGCAGAUGGUGAUCGAUGAGGAGCUGCUGGGCGACGGUCACAGCUACAGUCCCAAGGCGGUCCACUCCUGGCUGACCAGAGUGAUGUACAACCGUCGCAGCAAGAUGAAUCCUCUGUGGAACACGGUGGUGAUAGGAGGCUUCUACAACGGGGAGAGUUUCCUAGGUUACGUGGACAAGCUGGGCGUGGCCUAUGAGGCGCCCACAGUGGCCACAGGGUUUGGAGCGUACUUGGCUCAGCCUCUGAUGAGGGAGGUGGUGGAGAACAAAGUGGAGAUCACUAAGCAGGAGGCCCGGGACCUGGUGGAGCGCUGCCUCAAAGUGCUCUACUACAGAGACGCUCGCUCCUACAACAGAUACGAGAUCGCCAUAGUAACAGAAGAAGGUGUGGAGAUAAUUGGUCCUCUGUCUUCUGAGACCAACUGGGACAUCGCUCACAUGGUCAGUGGCUUUGAAUGAGCAUGCGACUGAUGAAGCCUUCCUGUUGCAAACUGCUCACACACUUAUCUUUCUGAAUUUAUUAUUUUUUCUGAUGUUCACUGUAACUUUUGUAUAAUGGAAAAUAAAUGUGACGAAACAA